Megalobrama amblycephala (Wuchang bream) is the source of this 3095-nucleotide messenger RNA. It is a transcript of the gene smad1, whose product is annotated as SMAD family member 1. Gene Ontology annotation, molecular function: RNA polymerase II cis-regulatory region sequence-specific DNA binding; DNA-binding transcription factor activity, RNA polymerase II-specific; I-SMAD binding. Gene Ontology annotation, biological process: anatomical structure morphogenesis; cell differentiation; transforming growth factor beta receptor signaling pathway. Gene Ontology annotation, cellular component: heteromeric SMAD protein complex. Bases 341 to 1759 code for a protein of 472 amino acids. The record is from RefSeq and is a predicted model, not a curated record. NCBI's taxonomy places the organism in Eukaryota, Metazoa, Chordata, Actinopteri, Cypriniformes, Xenocyprididae. The transcript has 7 exons.
UUAGGACUUGCGCACCGCCCCUCACUACAUCCCGCGGCGUGAUACGAGUUCAGUGCGGAGGGUGCGGCGGUCCGCGACACACUGACGCCAGGCGAGAGCACAGCGAGUCUGGUUGUAUGAAUGCUGUGAAGGAUCGCGUCGAGGUGGCGCACAAGGUGUACUUGACAAACUGACCUAACUGUGAAACAGCACAACUUUCAGCGAUACCCUUGUUCAUGAGUCGCUGUGGUUGAGUAUUUGAUUCUCUUUGAGGAGGUAGAGCAGAGAGUCUUUGUUCCUGUGUGGCGCAAUCCUACGGAGUAAGUGUGACAACAUUGGCUGGGGCGCACGUGGCGCCACAAUGAACGUCACCUCGCUCUUCUCCUUCACCAGCCCGGCGGUCAAGCGACUGCUGGGCUGGAAGCAAGGUGACGAAGAAGAGAAGUGGGCAGAGAAGGCGGUGGAUGCACUGGUCAAGAAGUUGAAGAAGAAGAAGGGUGCUAUGGAGGAGCUGGAGAGGGCACUCAGCUGCCCUGGUCAGCCAAGCAACUGUGUCACUAUACCUCGCUCACUGGAUGGGAGACUCCAGGUGUCACACCGGAAGGGUCUGCCUCACGUCAUUUACUGCCGAGUGUGGCGCUGGCCUGACCUACAGUCACACCAUGAGCUCAAGGCCCUGGAGUGUUGCGAGUUCCCCUUUGGAUCUAAGCAGAAGGAUGUGUGCAUCAACCCCUACCACUACAAGAGGGUGGACAGUCCAGUGCUGCCACCUGUGCUGGUGCCACGAAACAGUGAGUUCAAUGCGAAACUCUCUAUGCUGCCACGCUUCCGUAACCCACUUCACCAGACAGAGCCGCCAAUGCCUCAGAACGCCACCUUCCCUGACUCCUUUCCCCAGCAGCCAGCGAACGCCCUACCCUUCACUCCGAACUCCCCAACCAACAGCUACCCCAGCUCGCCCAACAGCGGCACAGGCAGUACAGCCACCUUCCCCCAUUCACCAUCCAGCUCGGACCCAGGCAGCCCUUUUCAGAUGCCAGAAACACCUCCACCUGCUUAUAUGCCCCCAGAGGAGCCAAUGACACAGGACUGUCCCCAGCCAAUGGACACUAACCUGCUAGCUCCCAAUCUGCCAUUGGAGAUCAGCAACCGACCAGAUGUUCAGCCUGUGGCCUAUGAGGAACCCAAGCACUGGUGCUCUAUUGUGUACUAUGAGCUGAAUAAUCGUGUGGGAGAGGCCUUUCAGGCCUCCUCCACUAGCGUACUGGUGGACGGCUUUACCGACCCCUCAAACAACCGCAACCGCUUCUGCCUGGGUCUGCUUUCGAAUGUCAACCGCAACUCGACCAUCGAGAACACACGACGCCACAUCGGAAAAGGAGUCCAUUUGUACUAUGUGGGAGGAGAGGUGUACGCCGAAUGUUUGAGCGACAGCAGUAUCUUUGUCCAGAGCCGCAACUGCAACUACCACCAUGGUUUCCACCCCACCACCGUAUGCAAGAUCCCCAGUCGCUGCAGCCUAAAGAUCUUCAACAACCAGGAGUUUGCUGAGCUCUUGGCUCAGUCUGUCAAUCACGGUUUUGAAGCCGUCUAUGAACUCACCAAAAUGUGCACCAUUCGCAUGAGCUUUGUAAAGGGUUGGGGUGCAGAGUACCAUCGACAGGAUGUGACAAGCACCCCAUGCUGGAUUGAGAUUCAUCUUCACGGGCCCCUGCAGUGGCUGGAUAAAGUCCUUACCCAGAUGGGCUCUCCUCACAACCCCAUUUCCUCCGUGUCCUAGACAGAACUGAUUCCCAUGCAGAAGCUGAUUGAUUGAAGGGAGAGGUGGGAGAAGGCAGGAGGGUGGGGUUUGUAUUCUACUUGAAGGCAGUUUGUUCGGGGGCAUAAAAUUUGGCUGAAGAGUCCUCAGUUCUCAGCCCGUGAGAAUCUGGAAGAUACUUGACAACUUUGUGUGACCAAGCAUGUUAAAUGAUGAGGCCAUCAUACUUGGGGCAAGUAUCCUCCUUUGGUCUUGUUUGUGAGAGAAGUUGGGUUUUAAGCCAACUUUUGGCUUUGGUUUUCUUUCUUUUUCUUUUGCAUUUCUUCUCCUUUUUCCAGUUUACAAAUCAGUAUUCCAUUGAUUAAGAUCUGCAUCAUAGUUUAGAGACUAGUACAGUGUUGUACAGAGUAGUAUAGUGUGAACACGUCUGGUAGACAAAAAAGUAAGAUAACAUGCAGAAAUAUAAUGCUUUAAAUGAACUUAAUGGCAUGAAGCUGUGAGAAGAUAAUGAGGUUAUUAAUGCAAAAUUUCUCACAGCUGGAAAGAAGAAAAAAUGUAGCAAAAAUGGACAAAAAUGUCUAAUGUAGAAUGAAAAAUACAUAUAUUUGAAUAGGCAAAACUUUUGAAUGGGAUAAACGUAUGGGGAGUUAGGGCAUGUUAGUAGUGGGUAGGGAUGCAUGAGCAAACUCAUGCGUAUGUUGCGCUAAUUUUAUCGCAGUUGUGUUCGACUGAUUUUAAAAAAUGGGUGUGUAAAUGUACUUAUUAGUAAAGAAAGUGCUGUGCAGUCUGUUUUUUUGCAAGUGUGGUUUGAUCCCCAGGAUUGUAAGUCUAUGUCUACGAGAGCAGAGGCAGGCAUUGUUUACUUUGUCCAUAUGUUGUGCACUGCACCACUGUGCUGCACGGAAGAACGUCCUCUUUUCACUGUUUUUUUUUUUUUUUCCUGAAAUGCCAUGAAUCUGUUUUCAUAAAACACCUUUAGAAAAGUAAGAGAAAAAAAUAUAUACGUAAUGCCUGUGCAUUUCCAGCAUUUUUAGAGUAAAAUAGUUACCUUUUUUUGUUGACUAAAUUCUAAAUGGCACUAGAGAUAUUGUUUUGUAAAAAGUAGAUAUUUUUUUGAUUAACUUGCUUUCAGUUUUUUUAUUCAAAGUGAAAUCCCAUCCACUGUUAAAAUGUAAACAUUUUUGUAUUUUUUUGAAGAAAAUAUAUAAUGUUGUUCCUUCAUAUCUGCACUUUCAUAAGUGGCUUCUUUGUCUCUGUCCUUUUUUGUGCUGUUCUUGCUUACUUGUACUCUCAGAUAGCAGUUUUAUUCCAUGAAUAUCAAGUCUCUACUGGAAGAUUCAAUAAAAUUGUUUCAUUA